AAAGUGGGGGGAGAAACAGACACACACGGGGCCUAGUCGCCACAUCUUUUCAUGCGAAGAAGCUGUGCCGCUAAACCACCCGUUUUUGGUUUCCCAAAACAACUCCGGCCCGGGCCUCAGUCCGCGGUCUAGAGUUUGGCAGCGGGCUGUUUGAGACGGAAGCACGUCGGUGUGUAGCUGCCAGCCACCCCCUGUGCCCCAACCACCAUCAUGGGAGACAGCAGAGAUUCCCGCAGCCCAGACAGUUCGUCUGUGUCCUCCCCCCCAUCGGGCCAGCGCUCGCCUCCGCUGGUUCCCUCAGCUGCAGCUUCCAUGACCUCCCUGCCUCCCAUCACCACCACUGGGGUCAACAGCCCCAUCAGUAGCAUCGGCUCCCCCUUUUCCGUCAUCAGCUCUUCUUUGGGCUCCCCCUGCCUACCUGGCACACCAUCAGUGGGCUACGGCCCCAUUAGCAGCCCGCAGAUCAACUCAACAGUGUCCAUGUCAGGGCUCCACGCAGUGAGCAGCUCUGAUGAUGUGAAACCUCCGUUGGGCUUGAAGCAGCUGUCGUCCCACAGCCCAGGGCCGAUGCUUUCCCAGAAACGCCUUUGUUCCAUCUGCGGAGAUCGAUCCUCUGGUAAGCACUACGGUGUUUACAGCUGUGAAGGCUGUAAAGGAUUCUUCAAGCGCACAGUGCGCAAAGACUUGACCUACACCUGUCGGGAUAAUAAAGACUGUAUGGUGGAUAAGAGACAGAGGAACCGCUGCCAGUACUGCCGCUACCAGAAGUGCCUGGCCAUGGGCAUGAAGAGAGAAGUGGCCAAGAUGAACGACAGAUCUGUCCAAGAGGAACGGCAGAGGAACAAGGAACGAGAUGGUGAGGUGGAGUCGACUAGUGCGGUGAACGAGGAGAUGCCAGUGGAGAAGAUUUUGGAAGCGGAGAUGGCUGUAGAGCAGAAGACAGAGCUUCAUGCAGAUGGGAGUUCAGGUGGCAGCUCGCCCAACGAUCCUGUCACCAACAUCUGUCAGGCAGCAGACAAGCAGCUCUUCACCUUGGUGGAGUGGGCAAAGAGGAUCCCUCACUUCUCUGAGCUGGCCCUGGACGACCAGGUCAUCCUGCUACGUGCAGGCUGGAAUGAACUCCUGAUUGCAUCAUUCUCCCAUCGCUCCAUCUCGGUGAAGGACGGGAUUUUACUGGCCACUGGCCUGCAUGUCCACAGGAACAGUGCUCACAGUGCAGGAGUUGGAGCCAUCUUUGACAGGGCGCACAAUGCCGAGGUUGGGGCCAUAUUUGACAGGGUUUUAACAGAGCUUGUAAGCAAGAUGAGAGACAUGCAAAUGGACAAGACAGAGCUGGGCUGUCUUCGAGCCAUCAUCCUCUUCAACCCAGAUGCCAAGGGUUUGUCCAACCCCAGUGAGGUGGAGCUCCUGAGAGAGAGGGUGUACGCAUCGCUCGAGUCUUACUGCAAACAGAAAUACCCCGAUCAGCAGGGCAGGUUUGCAAAGCUCCUCCUCCGGCUUCCAGCACUGCGCUCCAUUGGUCUAAAGUGCCUGGAGCACCUGUUCUUCUUUAAACUGAUCGGUGACACGCCCAUCGACACCUUCCUGAUGGAGAUGCUGGAGGCGCCUCACCAGCUCACCUAGAGGAGCCAGGUUCGGUCCAAUCAGGAUCCAAUGCACACCAGGAUUACCAACAUGUCACCCCAUGUCGGGUCGUUGGCUCCUCUCGCUGGGCCUCACUUAACUGCAGCACCUGCUGGUUUUAAUGUACCGGCUCUCAAACUUUUACACACAUAUACACACACACAAAAUAUUCCCUGUCACUGGCUAAUUAUCUUUACACAUGCAGAUCUAAACUUGAAUACAUGAAUUGACAAAAAAAACAACAUAACUAAUACACAGAUAAUAUGGUUCUGAAUUAACAGUAUGCUAAAAAACACACACAUUUUAACCAUCCUCUCCUAUUCUCAGUUUUCCACCAGUGGGGUUACGACUCAGAGAAUUUAUCCCCUUUUUAUCACACAUACUCAGUAAAUGUCUUAAUUUUAAGUUAUCCUUCAAUUUUCACAUCUUCAUCUCACAGUGGGUUUUUGCUUCUGCGUAACUGGUAUACUCCCCCUGUUUUGACUUGAGUUACUUAGUUACACUGCUAGCUGCACCUCUGUAUAUUAUACCCAUCACUAGCCAGUUAGUUAGUCAUGUAUGGUUUUAGCUUGAAAUCAGGUGCGUAGCAUUUCAAUCAACUGUCAAAUGUCAAACUAAUUUGCUUCUUAUUGGUCAGGAGGUGUCCUAUAGAGGACAUGCAGACACAUCCUCCCAGUGAGUUCAUCUGAUCUCGUAAACAUUGAAAUAUUUUUAUGCUUUUUUGAAUAUUCAUGCUGAAACUUGUUUGAGUUUCUAUUUUGAAGUACUGUACUCAUGAAAUGAGAGCUUUUUCCAAGGCAUUGAAAUCCAGGAAAAGGGGAGUGGGAGCACUUUGUUGAACAAACUUUGUCCCUCCCACCCUGAUGCGCACAGCGGGCUUUGUAAGACAAGAAGAAUGACUUGAAUUUUUUUGGUUUUUUUUUUCCUAGUUUUGAUUUCAUCCUUUUUCUCUAUUUUGGCAGUUGGUUGGCAUUUUAAACAGCUUGAGGCUCGCAGGAAGUACAGCUUCAUGCAAGACAAAAUCAUAGUUGUUUGUCUUUUAUCUCCCAUUCCCCUAAAUCCCCCCUUUGCUGGUGGUCAUUUAUGCACUUUUGUGAGUUGUAACUGUGUAAAUGUUCCUGUUUCCUAGAAAUGACCAUCUAUUGUCAGACACCUAAGAUUACCUUGAAGGUACUAUGUGUAGGGUUUUCUCAUUAUUGCAUCAUUGCCCAAUCACUUCCUGUACAGAUGAUCGCCAAGUUUGGGACUUAACAAUAACCACCAGUCAGAUGGUUGGAAAGUUUUGCCUAAUGGCAGGUGUGUUUGUCUGUCCUCACACCUAGUCCAACUGAAAGUCUAUUACUUUUACUCUUAAAACCUUCUUAGUAUUAACUGUUGGCCAUGGAAGAGAAAAACAUAUUUUUUGUGCUCUUUGAACAAUUCUGUUUUUAACUCAUCAGCCUCUGUCUGAGUUGUGUGAGGCAUUGCUUUGCACUCAAUAUGCUGCACUCAGUCCUCUCUGUAAAACCAGAUGCAGAAAGCUGUAUUUUUGUUCAACACAAAAAGCAGCAGCAGAGAUGACAAAGCUGAAAUGAACAGACAGUGGCAAUAAUGCAACAUUUCAUUUCACCUGAUCAUCAGAUUUGACGUAUCUGCCAAACUUUUGCACCCUGCCUCUCAUGGAUGGAUCACUGGCUGUGAAUAUAGAUUGGCUACAAAUGCACCAGUGUUUGAAUUACUUGUGUCGUGUUACUGUAAUGCAAUAAUGAAAUUAGUUAGUGCUAUAUAAUGGAAAUCCUACACUUACUACCUGCAGCUUUGGAAACUUUAUUCAGUGUGUAUUGGCUCAAUGCUUGCAACUUUUGUACAGUAGAUGUAAAUAAUACAAAAAAGAAAAAAAAACAGGAGUCAUGUAAAAACAAAGGCAUGUUCACAGUCAUGUGAAUGUGAAAUAUGUGGCUCCGGCAAACAAAUUUAAAAGCUCUAUUUUUUGCUGUCGAAUCAACAUUAGACUUGCCUCCCGUGUAACGACAUCAUCAUGAAGUUGUUAUUGAGCCCAGGGCCAAACCACACCUCACUGCUGCUUUUGCACCAACUUCUGCCAAUGUUUCCUGUUGUUCUCAGUAACUGAUUGGCCGGAUUUCAUUGACAAUGGCACUUGACAUUUACUGUGAUUGAAAUUUGUGGGCGACUGAAUCUGAGCAUUGCAGUGAAAAGUCAAAUGCAGCUACCACAUGAUCAGGAGAUAUACAGUAAACUAUGAAUCAAACCGUCUACACAGGCUCGAAAGUGAGCAAUACUGGGGUACACAAAGAUUUAUUACCAUUUUUGUUAGUAUUUAAAAAGAGUAUUGAGGUAUAUUUAGCCUUCUUAUUAGUCACCACAUUGAUUAGCAAGUAGAAACGUACAUUUUGCAGUAUCAUUCUACAGGGAAGAGGUACAGCUGUCCUCUACCAGGUGCUAAAUAACUAAUAUGGUCUUUUAGUUUAAGACUUGCACAUGUACAUCAAUGCAAACACAGUAUGCAAGUACACAGACAAAUCAUUCUCCACUCAUUGAACAGGUCUGCUUAAGAUGUAGGAUUCCCUCUUCUUUUUUGUUACUUUGUGACCCCUAGCAUUAUUGCAGACUCCCAAACAAUGGAAAACAAACACCAGCUAAGUGCUUGUACAUUUAAGCUGUGGCUGAUAAGUCUUUGUACUUACACACAGCCAGUGUCUUUUAUAUUUUAGAAAGCAGUAACGCUGGUGGAGCAAUGAAAGCAGCUGGUGAGUUUUGGGGUCCACCAGCUACUUUGACCAGAAUGAGCAAUGAGCUUCCUGCCCUGUGGAUAGUCCAAAAACUUCUCAGAGAGGAUCCUUGGCCUCCCCUCAUAUGAUGUGGACUUGGGGGCUGACAGUUAGAUGACCUGUAAGACAGGUGGUUUUGUUUAACAUGUCAGUAAGUUGAUCUAAUCUUAGAGUUUGGUUUUUCUUUUUUUUUUUAUCCAUGCACUCGCGUGGCCAGCUCAACAAAGUAGUCACCAGAUGUCCAUUAAUUUCCUACAUGGAGAGAAAAGUCCCAGCAUGCACCAUUGCUGCCUCAUUUAGGUUUUACAAGGAAAAGCAAGGUGUUGGCAAGCACCAACAUGUGCUAGGAUUCUUGUACUGUAUAUGAUGCAGAAUGGUCUCAGUGCUUUAGUGGUUGUUUCAGAUGAGCUAAUAUUGGCAGUCUGAGUUGUGAGACUUGAAUGAGAAGGACUUUGUGGCCACCAGACUUCUAGAUCUGGAUGUGUGCUCAUCCUCUGUCAGGUUGACAUCUCAACUGUCUGUGCAGGAUUUUAAUUUUGGAGCUUCCUCUGUUGAAUGGUAAAGCCUGCUGCUACUGCACCAUGCUUAUAGAUAGCUGGGGAUGGGAAUGAUUACACAAUCAGUCAAGUGCUGGAGGAUUUACAAGUUUGAUCCACUUUUUUUUAAGCACUAGUCAUCUGACUGAAAAAAAUGCCAGUCUUUGUUGAUUGAUCCAAAAGGCAAAAUAUGCAACUUGUAUAUUCAUAUUGUGGUAAACAGUUGUCAUGUGCAUUAUGUUUCUGGCAUUUGCAAAUAUUAGCUUAGUCUGUUACGUAAGUUAGAUAAAAAUUGGCAGUGUAAUAAUUAAGAAUUCCCAUCCUUCAUAUAACAGCAAUGCAUUAUAUGAAAACUAUGUACGUCUUGCCAUCUCUUUUUUAACAUUUUGCUAUGAGCUUAGGUCAUUUAGUGGAUGAUAAACAGAUACAGGAGACACAUUUAAAACAAAAAAAAGCUAUACAGUCAGUGCAGGUUCUGUAUGCGAAGCCACUUUAAGCUUUGCUGAUCAGAGCAGGUGGCUGGGUAUCUCAGUUUUUUUUUUAGCAUUUGUUUUAGGGUAUGUGUGGCCACACGUGUAUGCUUCAAUGCACAUGUGUAGUGAAUCUGUCUGCAGCUACGCCUUUUGACUGGCAGAUACUAUAGCUUUGGCGGUGAUGUGCUGAGCGCUGUUAAAUUGAUUUGUUGAGCAAAAUAAUCAAAGGAUGCACAGAGGAAAAGGGGCCGAGCUGGAGGGGCGAUUCACUGGCGUGUUGACCCGAUGCUUUAUCAACACAACACAGCCUCCUCCUUUCCUCCACUUUGCCCCGUCUCCACUGCUUUACUUUAGACUUAAUAAAUGCUUAUUCACUCACCCAUGUGGGCUGAAAAUGACUGGGCUUUGCGUUGGAAUGGACUUGUAAAAUAAACCUAUGAUUCUUGGACUGUUUGAAAAGGAUGUGAAGCUUUUCGUGGGACAAGCGUUGGAGAGCUGUAAGGAAGGGAUUCAGCGCCGUGUGUCCCUCUUUGCUUACUUUACUUGACGGCAGAGCAGCGAUGAUCUGCGGUCGACCAUGGGAGGCCGCUGGAUCGCACCGCACCGCCCACAAAUGUUUGUCCUUGCAACCGUGUGCACUCAAGGCAGACGCAUGCUGUGACCUUUUGACUGUGUAGCAGUAUUGUUGUCGCCAUCUUUGUUACAUUUUGAAAUUACUCGCUUUUUGAAAAUAUACAUUUUUUGAAAUGGAUCGCAGGCUGUGACUGAAGAAUUGAUCACCGUUUAUAGAUUAGAUAUCAGGGCGGCGUUUUUACGUAUUGACACAGGCCCCCUGGAGCCAAGGCCCAUCCCGUUAGGAUCAAUGAGGCAGUGUGUGCUAUGCAGCCUUGAAACCACCACCCUCACUGGUUUAUUUAUCACUGCCAAGUUGUUUGUGGAUGUGGCCGUUUUUAAAUGCAGGGCCACUCAGUCCCCAGCGCUUGUUUGUCAUGUAUGUUGUGAUUAUUGUGCAGUGCACUAAAGAGUGUGCUCCAACCUUGGCCUGUGUAGUGCAUACUAAAGAGGGGCCCUAAUAGGAAUGGAAUGACAGCUCGUGUGGAGAGGGGAGGACUGGUCAUUGGAGUGAGAAGUGGACCAGUGUGUGGCCCCCUCUUGGUGCUCAAGCUGUGCAUUGGUGCUUUUUUUUAUAGGGUCCCCCUGACCCUUAACACGUCUGCUUUGGUUUCCAAGACACAGGGAAAUGCAUAUACGAGUGAAAUGCAAAUAAGGAAUGAUUUGACAGACCUGCUCUUCUUAAGUUGCAUUUGUUUGGUUGUUUUCUGCGACCGGGUCCACUGCAACCUGUUGUGUGUUUACUGAGUCAUAUGUGGCUGUAGCUGGAUACCUCCAGCAAUAACAAGAAAACCUUAUGAUCAUGAGGGAGAAACGGUGGCUCUAAUUGUAGACAUAGAUAAAGACCGAUAGUAUCCACAGGUCUGGUUUGCAGGAGACACAUCCGAGCAGGAUCUGGUUUCACUGAAUGAACCGAUGGGAGGAAUCAGCUAAACGUGAUUGCUCUCCUUAAGGAGGUUGUUGUUGUUUAGGGUUGGAGGAAUUGUGAAGAAAGAGAGAAAGAGGGAAGAAAAGAAGGACAGGGGCUUAAAGAACUCGGAUCAGGUGUCCGUACGUCGAUCGAGAAUAAAAACUAUUUUCCAGUAGAUCUAGAAUCUUCCUUAAUUGUUUACUCUUCACUAUAAAGAAAUUCACACACUGUUUUCUUUGUCUUGUUUCAUGUCUCCCUCUUUUCAGACUAUGCUAUUCAUCUUUUGUUUAUUACAAAGUAUUAAACAAAUACAAGAACUGUAAAAUCAGAAUGGAAUCUGUCACUCUUAUUUUUAAUUUUUCUCCCUUUCUCUUGUGUCUGUUCUUCGUCCUGUUUGUAUCCUACUCCAUCAUACACAUGGAGCUGAUUGACUAUUGUGUGCUUCGGGGAUUGAAAGAAGAAAAAAAAUCUGAAUAAUUUUUUCAGUCAUUAAUUCUGAACCUUGUUUCUGUUUGUUGUAUCAUGUCUGAGUAAAGGUUUUAAUACUGUA
Messenger RNA from Plectropomus leopardus (leopard coralgrouper), 7472 nucleotides. RefSeq names its product retinoid x receptor, beta a (gene rxrba). Gene Ontology annotation, molecular function: zinc ion binding; nuclear steroid receptor activity; sequence-specific DNA binding. Gene Ontology annotation, biological process: regulation of DNA-templated transcription. The record is from RefSeq and is a predicted model, not a curated record. Lineage: Eukaryota; Metazoa; Chordata; Actinopteri; Perciformes; Serranidae. Gene Ontology annotation, cellular component: nucleus.